This is a messenger RNA of Drosophila busckii, 1730 nucleotides long. RefSeq names its product sex-lethal homolog. Gene Ontology annotation, molecular function: mRNA binding. The record is from RefSeq and is a predicted model, not a curated record. The transcript is spliced from 6 exons. Gene Ontology annotation, cellular component: ribonucleoprotein complex; cytosol. NCBI's taxonomy places the organism in Eukaryota, Metazoa, Arthropoda, Insecta, Diptera, Drosophilidae. The coding region runs from base 154 to 1602 and encodes 482 amino acids.
UACAAAAAUUUCUCAUUUCUCUGGAAAGCGUUUGCGGGAUUGAAGGUGUAAAAUAUAUUGUAUUUUAAUUAAUAAAAAUCAAGUCCCAACUUACGGCUGGGAAACUUCAAACACCAAUUGCAAGUGCAAGGCAGAACAGAAACACAGGUCAGUAUGCCCAAGCCGGACAGUAAAAAACAAAGAGGGCGAUAUGAGGAGGAUGAUGACGAUUCAUCAGACGUUGGGGAAAAUGAACCCAAUGUUGCACCACACAAUGAGAAUGAAAGCAGUCAGUCCUCAGACGAGGAGCAACAAGAGGGAGACAGCAGUGAUAGUAGUAGUGAUGAUGAUGAUGACGACGAUGAUGAUGAUGACGACGACGAUGAAAAUGAUAAUGACGCGGAAAACAAUUCAAAUGCUGAAAAUGGCCGUGCAAACGAGACAGGUAUGAACACAACCAAUGAAAGCAAUGCGCCAGAACGAGAACAGUCCGCUCAGGAUGCGGCAGAGGACAACGAUGCCCACUCCCACCCCGCACAUCAACAACAACUGCAGCAGCAGGAGGUGCAACCACCGAUACAAGAACAAAAUAAGCCCUGUCCAUCGGGUAACGUCGUAGGCGCUGGUGCUACUGGCAAUGAGGAUCGCACCAGCGCCACAAACUUAAUAGUAAAUUAUUUGCCACAAGAUAUGGCGGAUCGCGAGUUGUACCAAUUGUUUAGCAGUUGCGGCGCCAUCAAUACAUGCAAAAUUAUGCGGGAUUACAAGACCGGCUACAGCUUUGGUUACGGGUUUGUUGACUACAAUUCUGAGGUGGAUUCCGAGGAGGCAAUAUCAAAACUUAACGGCUUCUAUGUGCGCAACAAGCGUUUGAAGGUAUCGUACGCACGACCCGGCGGCCAAUCGAUCAAGGACACUAACCUCUAUGUCAUCAACUUAUCUCGUAACAUCAACGAUGAUCAGUUGGAUCGGAUAUUUUCGCCCUUCGGUCUGAUUGUUCAACGAAAUAUAUUGCGAGAUAAGUUGACAGGUCGGCCGAGGGGCGUAGCUUUUGUACGAUAUAAUAAACGCGAAGAAGCACAGGAGGCAAUCAAAGCGCUUAACAACACAGUACCCUUGGGGGGCUCGCAGCCCAUUUGGGUACGACUGGCUGAGGAGCAUGGCAAGGCGAAAGCGGCGCAGUUUAUGUCGCAAAUCACCGGCGGUCCUCCCGGUCCACAUAUGGGAGGGCCGCCGCAGCAGCCGCCGCCACAUCAUAUGAAUCCACAUAUGCAACAGGCGCCUCACCAUCAGCAUCCGCAGCAGCUGCAUCAUCAGCACCAUCAGCAGCAGCUGCAGCAGCAGCAUCACCACCAUCAACAUCAACAGCAGCAGCAGCAGCACCACCAUCAUCAUAGUUUGCCGCCACCACCACAUCAUAUGCAGCAGUUUAGUCAUCAUCACGCGCAUGGAGGUGGCGGCGGUGCCAUUGGUGUUGGCGUUGGGAUGCCACAACAGAUGCAUGGUGGCGGAGCCGGUGGUGGCGGCAGCUAUCAAUACAAUAUGGCACAUAGAGGUAGAUCAAAUAGAACAACACGAUCUCAAAAACCGCAUCCAUAUAACCAUGCACAGAAAUUUAUUUAAAUUUAAAUUAAUUUCUUUACACAAUUUACACAUUAGCUGCAACACAUAGGUGAAAUGUUCGUGCUGCCAUUGCCUAUCCCCAUUACGCCAAUGCCCCGACCUAUGCAACUGCAACUGCAACAGCUACA